This is a messenger RNA of Diospyros lotus (date-plum), 734 nucleotides long. RefSeq names its product putative cell wall protein. The transcript has a single exon. Lineage: Eukaryota; Viridiplantae; Streptophyta; Magnoliopsida; Ericales; Ebenaceae. The record is from RefSeq and is a predicted model, not a curated record. The coding region runs from base 145 to 543 and encodes 132 amino acids.
UCUCCUUCAGCUCAAGCGUCUUAACUCACCGCCAAACGCCGCCCAAUUCCCCAGCUAUAAGAGCACACCUCCAUUUCCAUCUCAAACCAGCUUCAAUAUCAUCAAACCCAGAUUCUUAAUUUCGUUCCCAACCUCUUCUCAGCAAUGGCUGCUCUUAACCCUAAGCCAGUCCUCGCUCUCCUCCUGCUCUUCAACCUCUUGCUCGCCCUAUCCGGGUUGGCAUUUGCCGGCCGCAUCACGCCGGCCACCGCCACGAACACAGACGUAAAGCAGCCGGAAUCCUUCAUUGGUAAAGACGGCAGCUUUCUUGUUCCGGGCAUCGGCCGCUUCAUCCUCCCGGGUCAUGGUUUCAACCCUUUCACGUACAAUCCUGUCACCGGCACCAACGGAGGGCAGCCAAGCGUUGGCGGAUCCAUCGGGUCCGGUGGUGGCACCGGCCACAGCUACGUUCCCGGAGGCGACGAUACCUUCGUCCCCAACCCCGGCGUCGAGGUGCCGAACCCUGGAACUGGGGGCAGCACUCCUGGAAGAGCACGUCCUUAAAUUUGCAUGGAUGCAGGAUGCAUGGACGGCUCUGGGUUUUCCUAGGGUGGUUUCUUUCGUUCUCCGGCAAGAAUAAAGGUUUAGUGUAACGCUGCAGUAUUGGAUUAGUGUCUCUGGGUUUUCUCCAUGUAUGGAUGUCGUUGUAGAAUGUCUCAUUUGUUUCUGAAUAAAAUUUCAGUUGUUCUUGUUCA